Molecule: messenger RNA, 972 nt
Organism: Globicephala melas (long-finned pilot whale)
Lineage: Eukaryota; Metazoa; Chordata; Mammalia; Artiodactyla; Delphinidae
Source: RefSeq, a predicted model, not a curated record
AUGCCUGUAAACGCCAUUCACAGUGCAAACCUCAUCAGCAGUCCAAGCAAGAGUACUGGAGUAUCACGAUUAAAAUCUGGAUUUCUUGGGCUUAAACAAAAACCUAGCAUACGCAUCAAGGCCUGUAAGAACCUUGCCUAUGGGGAGGAAAAGAAGAAAAAGUGCAAUCCUUAUGUAAAGACCUAUCUGCUGCCUGACAGAUUCUCCCAGGGAAAACGCAAGACUGGAGUCUAAAAGAACACGGUGGAGCCGACCUUUCAGGAGACCUUGAAGUACCAGGUGGAGCCUACCCAGCUGGCGACCCGGCAGCUGCGGGUGUCUGUGUGGCACCUGGGCACGCUCGCCCGGAGGAUGUUUCUUGGAGAAGUGAUCAUCCCUCUGGCCACGUGGGACUUUGAUGACCGCACGACCCAGUCUGCCCAUUGGUAUCCGCUCCAGGCCAAGGCAGAGAAAGACGAAGACAGUGUUCCCACGAAUAACAGAGAACUUGUAGUCCGGGCCAAACUGGUCCUCCCUGCAGGGCCCAGAAAGCUCCAGGAGGCUCAAGAAGGGACGGGAGAUCAGCCAUCACAUAACGGUCAGCUCUGUUUGGUAGUGCUGGGAGCCAAGAAUUUACCUGUGCCCUCAGAUGGUACCUUAAACUCAUUUGUUAAGGGCUGUCUCACUCUGCCAGACCAGCAGAGGUUGAGACUGAAGUCCCCCGUCCUGAAGAAGCAAGCCUGUCCCCAGUGGAAGCACUCCUUCGUUUUCAAAGGGGUCACCCCUUCUCAGCUGAGGCAAUCCACCCUAGAAUUAACCGUUUGGGACCAGGCCAACUUCGGUGUGAACGACCGCUUGCUGGGAGGCUCCAGGCUUGGUUCCAAGGAAGAGCCAGCGGGCGGCGCGGACUCGUGCUCACAAUCAAAACUCCAAUGGCAGAAAGUGCUUUCCAGCCCCAACCUGUGGACAGACAUGACCCUCACCCUGCACUGA